Rana temporaria (common frog) is the source of this 2485-nucleotide messenger RNA. It is a transcript of the gene WSCD2, whose product is annotated as WSC domain containing 2. Gene Ontology annotation, molecular function: sulfotransferase activity. The coding region runs from base 588 to 2285 and encodes 565 amino acids. NCBI's taxonomy places the organism in Eukaryota, Metazoa, Chordata, Amphibia, Anura, Ranidae. The transcript is spliced from 8 exons. The record is from RefSeq and is a predicted model, not a curated record.
GCGUUUUCAUCUUGGACCAUCAUGAAUGACAGUUUAAGUAACACGGGGUUCCUCUGAGUGUUUUCUACCAAGAGACCUUAUUUUCUUUGCUAAAAAAAAAAGCGGUGUCAUUUCAAUUAAAGCCAUGCUUCCAAGAAUCUGCACUCAGGAGCUAAAAGCAAAGAGAAUGAAAGUGAGCUGUGUCAGCUGAUCGGCUUUCAAACCACCUUCAAACUCUCAAUUUUCUUAAAAUGAUCUGUCCAUCAAUGAUGUCUCUUGGGAUCCCCUCUGCAACUUUUAUUGGCAAAGAAUAGACUGAGCAGAGAUGCAGUACACAAAAACACAGCCACUCAAAAAGAAAUCCAUUUUUAUCUUUUACAGUGCAUAGCUUUUUAGUGGAAAAAAAUGUCUCCUCCUGAAGAUAAUUUUAAAAUCGCAAUAUAUUUUAAAACACAGCAUAUUUCAGUUAAAUUAUCACUUUUUUCCCUGUAUGGAGAAUCCAGUUAAUGAUAUCCUACAGAUGUGGAAUUACAAUUCCACAAUAUUGUCUCAAGAUAAAUUAAAUUGCUUGGAAGGAUUUAAAAAUAAGCCCAUAUAAUGUGCAAGAUAUGGCCAAGAUAAUUGUGAAAUUUCAGCGAUAUUUCCGAAGGAAGCCCAUACGCUUUUUCACGUUUAUCAUCUUAUACUUAACAGCUGGGAGUGUUGUAUUUUUGCAUGCAACAUUUGAAGGAGAACAUGUUGUACCAGAUAAUGAUAAGACCUCCGUAGAUGGAAAAAACGGUGGAGCAGAUAUGCAAGAAUCUGGGAUGGCCCAGCUGGGUAGAGUAUUUAAAGAAGCUCCGCAAUCACCAAGCACGCCACGAAGAUAUGGACCAUGGUUCAAAACAUCUGGAAAAGAAUCACUAGAGAAGAAUAAGCAAGGAGAAUUUGGAGGUACUUGGAAUAGGGCUCUGAAAGGAAGAACUAUGAGAGAGCAAGAAGAAGGGAGAGCAAAGUAUAUUGGCUGUUACAUGGAUGACACGCGACAGAGAGCGCUCCGUGGAGUGUCCUUUUUCGACUACAAGAAGAUGACAGUGUUCCGUUGCCAGGACAACUGUGCGGAACGGGGAUACAUGUUUGCUGGACUUGAAUUUGGAGCAGAGUGCUACUGCGGACACAAAAUUAAAGCCUUAAAUGUCAGUGAAACAGAAUGUAAUAUGGAAUGCAAGGGGGAGAAGAGCAACAUCUGUGGUGGAGUCAAUCGUCUGUCAAUUUAUCGACUGGAGCUCACCCAAGAGUCUGCAAGGAGGUAUGGCAGCGCAAUUUUUCGUGGAUGUUUCCGUCGACCGGACAAUAUAUCUUUAGCGCUCCCAGUUAGCACCAUUUUGUUGAAUAUGUCUGUGGAUAAAUGUGUGGAUCGAUGCACAGAGAAGGAAUAUCCAUUGGCAGUGCUUGCAGGAACAGUCUGUCACUGUGCUUUCCCCACAACUUAUUUCACACUCCACGAGCGGGAAGACGAGCAACUGUGUGCUCAGAAAUGUACUGGAGAGGAAUUUGAGAGCUGUGGCACACCGGAUUACUUCGUAGUAUAUCAAACUCAAGUACAAGAUAAUCGAUGUAUGGACCGAAGAUUUUUGUCCACUCGUGCUAAACAACUUAUAGCCUUGGCAAGUUUUCCUGGUGCAGGCAAUACUUGGGCCCGGCAUCUCAUUGAACUAGCUACUGGCUUCUAUACUGGUAGUUAUUACUUUGAUGGAUCCUUGUAUAAUAAAGGUUUUAAAGGUGAAAGAGACCACUGGCGUAAUGGCCGUACUGUCUGCAUUAAGACUCAUGAAAGUGGACGGAAAGAAAUUGAAGCAUUUGAUGCUGCAGUCAUUCUCAUCCGUAAUCCAUACAAGGCCCUAAUGGCAGAAUUUAAUAGGAAAUAUGGUGGGCACAUUGGGUUUGCCUCACAGGCUCAUUGGAAGGGAAAAGAAUGGCCAGAAUUUGUAAACAACUAUGCACCAUGGUGGGCAACACAUACCUUAGACUGGCUUAAGUAUGGAAAAAACGUACUGGUUGUACAUUUUGAAGACCUCAAACAAGAGCUCUUUUUUCAACUAAAGAGGAUGAUUAACUUGCUUGGCCUCCCUGUAUUAGCUGACAGACUUUUGUGUGUGGAAGGCCAGAAGGAUGGAAACUUCAAACGCUCUGGUCUGAGAAAGUUGGAAUAUGACCCAUACACUGAAGACAUGAGAAAAAUGAUCAGCAACUAUAUUAGGACAGUGGAUGCUGCCCUGAAACUCCGAAAUCUCACUGGUGUUCCAGAAGACUACUAUCCAAGAUGAUGACACUGAUGAGCUGUGAAUGUCUCUGGGACCUCAGUUCCGGGUUGAUAGCUACUUCCACCCAGUGGGUGGCUUUGAAGACUUCCUGCUGCUACUAACUUAAUGAAUUUAUGUGCAUGAAACAAUGAUUACAGCGCUUCACAGAUCUGGCCAGAUGAAGGUUAUAUUUAUGUCCAAUUAGAUUAACAUGGAUAAACUCA